GUUAAAUAUAUAUAUAUAUAUAUAUAUCAACACAUCUUCUAAAAUGUGUGUUAUAUAUUCGAUAGAGUUCAACAUUUUAUCUCAACACUGUUAAAAUCCAUUUAAUUUUUAUCGCUCGACUGAUACCUCGGAUUUUAUUAACAAGCAACAUGGAUUGUUGUGGGCCAAAUUCAAUACGUAUCAAAAAGCCAACAGGACGAGUAGUGAAGACGGGUUACCUAACGAUUUAUGAACAAGGAUGUUUUCUCAACGGAUGGAAGUCCCGUUAUUUUGUGUUGUUUGACGACAGUAGUCUCUUAUGGUAUCAGGACCGCGACUAUUACCACCACAAGGGUGGUAUUAAACUCAAGAUGGUAGCUAAUUUCAUGGCAGUUGGACCAAUGUGUCUUCAUACUGCUGGAUUUCCUCAACUUCCGAAAGGCAGACAAGUUAUACAUUUAAUGGGUGUUCCAGACAUCUUCAAAAAGGGAACCAAAAAAGAAUAUAUUAAAAUGAACUGGAUUUUAUUUACGGCAGGUGAUGAGGACAUGAUGGCUUGGCUGGAGGCAAUCAAACCAACGCUGCCGCCACCUCCUGCAAGGCCUGAGCGUCCUCAUCAUUCAAGCAAUAGUCACCAGACUGGACCAAUUCCACCCACAAAUGUUGUACAAUACCAACCACAAGGUAAAUUACCGAAGAAUAAAGAGGAACGGAGCAAUACAGACUUUACAACUGGUGUAAUCCUUGGAGGAGCCAUAGGUUAUGGUCUUGGUGGUUAUGGACCCGGUUGGGGCUGGGGUUGGGGAUGGGGAUGGGGACCAACCCCCUACGGUGGAUUCUGGGGAAGUUGGAGUGACUUUGGUGACGGUGGAAGCGUGGACAUCGAUCAAAUUGACUAUGAUUGUGGUAAUGACAAUGAUUACGGAUAUGAUACACACGAUGUUGGUGACUUCGAAGCUGGUAAUGAUGGUGCUGGAGGAGACUUUGGUGAUAGUGGCGGUGCUGGUGGCGGGUGUGGUGGUGGUGGUGAUGGCGGAGGUGGCGAUGGUGGCGGUGGGGGCGGAGGAUGCGGUGGUGGAGGAUGUGGGGGUGGUGGAUGUGGUGGCGGUGGAUGUGGUGGCGGUUAA
Mytilus californianus (California mussel) is the source of this 1106-nucleotide messenger RNA. RefSeq lists its product as uncharacterized. Gene Ontology annotation, cellular component: membrane. Gene Ontology annotation, biological process: regulation of cell differentiation. The transcript has 9 exons. NCBI's taxonomy places the organism in Eukaryota, Metazoa, Mollusca, Bivalvia, Mytilida, Mytilidae. The record is from RefSeq and is a predicted model, not a curated record. The coding region runs from base 150 to 1106 and encodes 318 amino acids.